Molecule: messenger RNA, 1425 nt
Organism: Centruroides sculpturatus (bark scorpion)
Lineage: Eukaryota; Metazoa; Arthropoda; Arachnida; Scorpiones; Buthidae
Exons: 1
Coding region: 88-1230 (380 amino acids)
Molecular function (GO): zinc ion binding; nucleic acid binding
Source: RefSeq, a predicted model, not a curated record
GUGCGUAGUCGCCUUCUUUAUUUAAAAUAUUAGCUCAAUUUUAGUACGUAAGGGUGUUAGGUGUUAGGUGUUUUAUCAAAGUUCGAAAUGGGUUCUCAUGUGGACUUUGGUAACUCUGUUUUAAUAGAAUUACCAAGAUUUAGUGGUCCAUAUUUCAGAAAGGACUUUGUUACCGCUUUAAGAGACAUCAUCGAAACAAAGGACAUUAUUGGAAUAGGUCCACUGCAGUUCAAAUCGAAAUGGAUAAUCACCUUAAAGACAAAAAAGGUAAGAGAUGCUAUUUUAAACUUAGAAGAAAUUGAGGUGUCCGGUAGUAAAGGAAAAAUUAAGCCAGUUAUAGACGAAAUAAUAGAGGGAAAAAUACACUGGCUCCCGUUGGAAAUACCCGAUAUAUAUAUACAAAAAGUCUUAGAGAAAUUCGCUGAGAGCCUUGAAAUAAGUAGAGAACUUAGCAUAGAAGAAGGCCUUGAACACAUAUUCAACGGGAAAAGAAUAAUUAAGUUUAAGUUAAAGAAAGGAAUGCAACUAGACAUGAUUCCGCAUACAGUGUCGAUAUGUAACUUUAACGUAUUAAUAGUGCUAAAAAACCGACCCCCACGGUGCCUACGAUGUGGAGAAAAUGGACAUAUAAAAAAAAGAUGUACGGCGCCAUUUUGCACUAAAUGCAAAAGCUUUAGACAUGACACUAUAUCGUGUACUGGACCGACAUAUGCCACUCGCCUGAGGGGAGGCUUAACCAAUAACAAAGACGAUACCCAAAACUGCCAGAAGCAAGUAGAGGGGACGAACAAAAGAGAAGAAACGAAUGAGAAGGGUGGCGAAUGCACCGCGGAAGUAUCGAACAAAAGAGAGGAAACGAAUGAGGGGUGUAGUGAAUGCCCCGCAGAAGUGUCGAAGCAGCAGGAGGCAAACGAACAAAGUAAGAUAAACGAAUAUAUAACAUCACAAAAUAAAAGAAAAACGAGAAGAAACACAAAGAACGCAAAUGCCCAACAAAAGCAGAAAGAACCCGAUACAAACGAAGGGAGCGAAACCGACACUAAUAGCAACGAAAAUAAGGAACGAAAUAUACCCGGGAAAAAGAAAAAAACACAGUUAGAACAAACAAAACGUACCAAAGAUAGCAAUACCAAAUCGGAACCUUCAAAAGAAGGCGACGAAAAAAGUAUUACAAAAAAAGAAUGCGAGAAGACAUGGUACAUGGAAGAAACAGAUACCGACGAAAAUUAGAAUUGUCCCCUGUAAAACAAUCAUGGCAAUUAACAUAGCCUCUAUUAACAUUAAUGGAUUAAAAAAGAGAGGAACAAAUACGUUUUUAAUGACCAUAAAACAACGGCGUUUUGACCUCGUCUUUAUCCAAGAAACACAUGUAAGCAAUAAAACAGAUGCUACGGGAAUUGCACAAAGACUGUUCCCACUGUACAA